ACAGCGUCACGGGGGGAAGGGAAAGGAAAAUGAAAAGCGGCGGCCAACUGGAACGGUGGAAACAACGAACGCCGAGUCCUCGUCUCGUUUCGUGUCCCCCGAAGAACCGCAGCAGAACAAGGAAAGCAAUCAGCGAGCACCAAAAUAGGGUUCAGCACCCACCCCGAUCCCAUCCACGCCAUGUCGGAACCAGCCGCCGCCGCCGCCGCCGCGGCGGACGACCCCCUUCCCUCCCCCUCGCCCUUACCCUCCUCUCCGUCCCCUGCCCCGGCUCCACCCCGGCCCCCGCCGGUCGAGUGGCCCGAGGGCGGCGUGCUGACGCGCGACUGGGUGACGGGCCUCUCCGAGACGCUGGACUGGUGCUCGCGGAACCUCCCGCCGGACCAGCUGCCCUCGGUGCUCCCCGCGGACCUCGUCCGCACGCUCGUCGUCGCGGCCUCCGUCAUCCUCCACCGCGAGCCCAACAUCGUGCGCGUCGACCCGCGGCCCGACCAGGCCGUCGUCGUCGUCGGGGACGUCCACGGACAGCUCCACGACGUCAUGUUCCUGCUCCGCGACGCCGGCUUCCCCUCCGACCACCGCCUCUUCGUCUUCAACGGGGAUUACGUGGACCGCGGCGCCUGGGGCCUCGAGACCUUGCUCCUCCUCCUGGCUUGGAAGGUAUUGCUUCCGAAUUCUGUGUUCCUGCUCCGAGGAAAUCAUGAAUCCAAGUACUGCACAUCAGUAUAUGGUUUCGAAAAGGAGGUAAUGGUUAAAUAUAAAGGUCAAGGCCCUCAAGUUUAUCGGAAGUUUUUAAGAUGUUUUGAAGACCUCCCUCUAGCAUCUAUGAUAGCAGGAUGCGUCUACACUGCUCAUGGAGGGAUUUUCCGUGGGACAAUUGUAGUACCAUCCAAAAGGUCAAAAAGGGCCAAGAAAGGUCACAAAUACAAGGCGAGUUCUACCGAUGACUCGACUACUAUGAAGCUCGGAUCCCUUGACGAAUUGUUAAAAGCAAGGAGAACUGUUCUUGAUCCUCCAUGGGAAGGUUCAAACUUGAUUCCUGGAGAUGUGCUUUGGUCUGAUCCUUCCUUGGAGAAUGGUCUUUCCCCAAAUAAAGAAAGAGGCAUAGGUCUGCUUUGGGGUCCAGAUAUCACCCAACAGUUUCUAUAUACGAAUAAUUUGAAGUUAAUUAUCAGGUCACAUGAAGGUCCAGAUGCAAGAGACAAGCGGCAUGAUCUAUUAGGAAUGGACAGUGGCUAUACGACUGAUCAUCAUGUCGCAAAUGGAAAGCUAAUAACUCUCUUCAGUGCUCCAGACUAUCCACAGUUUCAGGCCUCAGAGGACCGUUACAACAACUGUGGGGCAUAUAUUGUCCUUAGUCCGCCUGAUUUUGCUACCCCUGCUUUCCAUAGUUUUCAAGCUGUAAAACCUCGGCCUGCGGCGAAUCCCUUCUAUGAUUUUGAAGAAGUAAUUGAUUCCGAUGAAGAGUUAAAUUUAGGCGCCAUGGACACUGGCACAUCAAGCAGUUGAUCACAUCCUGUGUUGUAUCAUUGUACUUAGCAUACCACCUGUCACCGAAAACGGGAAAUGGCAACUAGUUUUUCUGUAGUUGAUACUAUUGUUACAUGCUUUUGAGCAGUCCUUUGUCUUGUCUGCCAAGUUUAUCAUAUCAAUUACUCCCUCCGUUUCAUAA
Messenger RNA from Brachypodium distachyon (stiff brome), 1672 nucleotides. Its product is annotated as serine/threonine-protein phosphatase 7. The coding region runs from base 181 to 1509 and encodes 442 amino acids. Gene Ontology annotation, molecular function: protein serine/threonine phosphatase activity. Gene Ontology annotation, cellular component: nucleus; cytosol. The transcript has 5 exons. The record is from RefSeq and is a predicted model, not a curated record. NCBI's taxonomy places the organism in Eukaryota, Viridiplantae, Streptophyta, Magnoliopsida, Poales, Poaceae.